AUGGGCCUUCUUACAAAUGUCAGUAUAGCAGGUACCAUUUCCACAAUGGUUGUACUGACAUGUAUUAUUGCUGUGAUCCAUUUGAUCAAUGAUUUGAACUCACUGUACGAUGAAAUUAUGAGCGAUACGCAAGAAAUCAAGGUCAUUAACGAGAAUGCAUGGAAUGGAAUGAUGCAGUUGCGGGCGGAGAAGCCAUCUAGAAGUGACAAAACCCAACCAAUUCAUCAAUUCUUUCUGCGCCAUAGCUUGAGGACAAAAAGAUCUUUUCCUGAUGAACAAUGUGAAUGUGGUCAAAGACCCAACAGAUGUCCACGCGGUAAACAAGGCCCACAAGGCGAAAAAGGAGAACCAGGAGGUCGACUUUGUUUUGUUGCCACUAUAUUUUCUCCUUGUACUAAUCAAAAUUACUUUUAUAAAUAUACCACUUCCAUUAAUUUAUUUGAAAUAUUUAUUAAUUCUAUUGCAGAACCAGGUGUGCCAGGCAUACAGGGACUCCCAGGUACUGAUGGAAUCAUCGCUGUUCUAAAUUUAACAGAAUUAGGAUGUGUCCGAUGCCCAGUUGGCCCGAGUGGACCACGAGGUCCCAAUGGACAGCCAGGUGAAAUUGGCUCACCAGGAAAUCCUGGAGUUGUUGGAGUGCAAGGCGAAGAUGGAAUACCGGGACCGCCAGGCCUGCCUGGUGAUGUCGGUAAACCAGGUAGUCAAGGUGAGCCAGGAAUUGAUGGCCCACCGGGAAGAAGCAAUAUAAGGUACAUCUCAAUACCCGGUGAUCAAGGUAUAACUGGUGAACGCGGCAGACCUGGAAAGCAAGGAGAGCGCGGAAGAGAUGGCUUUCGUGGAGGUCCAGGUGAAAUUGGACCAGCUGGACCAAAGGGUUUACCUGGAAGAAUCGGUAUACCAGGUUUACCAGGAAAACGAGGAAAGCCUGGAUUACCUGGGCCCCAAACUCGAUACUGUCCUUGUCCAGAAUCAUCAAUAUAA
Messenger RNA from Cercopithifilaria johnstoni, 981 nucleotides. NCBI's taxonomy places the organism in Eukaryota, Metazoa, Nematoda, Chromadorea, Rhabditida, Onchocercidae. The record is from the annotation of a GenBank genome assembly.